Chlorocebus sabaeus (green monkey) is the source of this 922-nucleotide messenger RNA. The record is from RefSeq and is a predicted model, not a curated record. Lineage: Eukaryota; Metazoa; Chordata; Mammalia; Primates; Cercopithecidae.
UGGUCCAUAGGCUGGGCCAGUCGUUCACAGAUAUUAGCUGAGAGCUGGCUGAAUGAGUGGUGAUGACACCAAUUUAACCUGCUCAUAGAGCUGGCCUACCUGCAGAAAUUAAUAAUCACCUCGCCUGCCACCUCGCCAUUUGUGUACCUUGAAACUGGAGGGUGGAGCCCAAGAGAUGCCCAUAGGGUGGAUAAUUUUGACAUGGGUAAGUGCUUGUGUUCUGGGAAGUUCAGGAAUAACAGGGUGGGAUCUCUUUCAGCACUCCCAGGGAGAAAAGCAACCAUGGCUAAAGGUGAGACCUGGGUGAGAGCAACCAUGGCCAAAGGAAGCUUUUUGCACUCCACCACCUCUGGCCGCUGGGAAGACGUCAUCGCUUCCGCCCUACUUCCUCCUCCUGUUGGCGGCGGUGAGAAUCCAAUAUGGAGUAAAUCGGUGGAGUCGAGAGAUGGGGCUCGGACGGGGCGCCCUGCACCGCCUCCCAGGCGCACCUCCCCCGGCCGCCGACCGCUCCCCGGAACCGUGAUUGGCCCGGCCCCCCGGGGGCGACCCCGGACCGAGUCCCCCCACCCGCGGCCGGCGCUCUCCUCCUCCUCGCAGCAGUCCCCGCCGCUCCAAGGCGCGCUUGUUUUUCUCCUGCUCUCCCCCACCGCCGUCCCCUUCCCAAAUCUCGCCCCCUUUGCCCGCUCCCGAGCCCCCGGAGCCUCCGCCCGCCUCUCCCCACGGAGCUGCGGCGUUCACUCCCCUUGCAGCCUGCCUUUGCACCCCUUCCCCCAAACCUCACCCCGCUCCCUGCUUCCCCUUCUGCUGCGGCGCCCCCAUCUCUAGCCGCCCCCCCUCCCCAAAUCAGGCGAUCUCCGGAGAUGUGAAGAAGGGGGGCGAGCGGACAGGAAGAUGAAGGGAGCAAAGCUGCCCGCCGCGGGAC